CUCCGAGCUGCAGGGUGGCCGGAGAAGGGGUGUGGGUAGACGCACGCACCAUGCCGCUGCAGGACAACACCCUCCGAGAGGUGUGGGCCUCCGACAGCGGGCAUGAGGAGGAAGGCGGGAGCCCGGAGGUCCAGCGGCGCCCCAAGCAGCGACCCGCCCGGGGACAGAAGUUGAGGAAGAAGAGGACGGAGGCCCCUGAGUCCCCCUGCCCCACGGGAUCCAAGCCCCGCAGACCUGGAGGCGGGCGGGGUGCCGAGCCCGGGGGCGCCCCCCCGGCCGGGCGGAGGGGGAGGCCGCGGGAGGAGCCCGCCCCGGGGUCGGCCGAGGCCUGCGCGCCGCAGACCGUCUACACCAGGUUCCUCAGGGACCCCGAGGCCAAGAAGCGCGACCCCCGGCAAACCUUCCUCGUGGCCCAAGCGCCGGACGCGGAGCGCGGUGAGGACAACGAGGGGGAAGAAGAGGAGGACGAUGAAGAUGAAGAGGAGGAGGGAAAGAAAGAGAAAAGCCCUCAGGCCCCCAAGAAACCCCCUAAAGAGAAGGCUUCUGCAGACAUCAAGGAGAGGAGGGCAAAGGCCCAGGGCCCGAACGGGGACCUGGGAAGCCUGGUCCCCCCACUGAAACCUCUGCGCAUUAAGAAGAAGGAGGCACCAGCGGGGGAAGGGACCAAGACGAGAAAGACGAAGAAGAAAGGGUCUGGGGAAGCUCACAAGGACCCCUCAGGGAGCCCGGCCAGAGUGAGGAAGAAGAUCCCAGCAGCCAUGUUCCUGGUUGGGGAAGAUGUUCCAGCUGAGAAAACUCUGAAGAAGAAAGGCACUCCCAAAGCCUCAGAAGAGAGGAAGGAGGAAGAGGAAGAGGAGGAAGAGGUGGUGACCAGGAACAGCAAUCAGAAAGGCAAAGCGAAAGGAAAAGGCAAAAAGAAAGCGAAGGAGGAGAGGGCCCCGUCCCCACCCGUGGAAGUGGAUGAACCCCGGGAAUUCGUGCUUCAGCCUGCCCCCCAGGGCCGGACAGUGCGCUGCCGGCUGACCCGGGACAAGAAGGGUAUGGAUCGGGGCCUGUAUCCCUCCUACUUCCUGCACCUGGACACGGAGAAGAAGAAGGUGUUCCUCCUGGCUGGUAGGAAACGGAAACGGAGCAAGACAGCCAAUUACCUCAUCUCCAGUGACCCCACCAAUCUGUCCCGAGGAGGGGAGAAUUUCAUCGGGAAGCUGAGGUCCAACCUCCUGGGGAACCGUUUCACCGUCUUCGACAACGGGCAGAACCCGCAGCACCGCGGAGGCAGCGCUGACGUGGGGAGCCUCCGGCAGGAGCUGGCAGCCGUGAUCUACGAAACCAACGUGCUGGGCUUCCGAGGUCCCCGGCGCAUGACCGUCAUCAUUCCCGGCAUGAAUGCGGACAACCAGAGGGUCCCCAUCCGGCCCCGAAACGCCAGCGAUGGGCUGCUGGUGCGCUGGCAGAACAAGACCCUGGAGAGCCUCAUCGAGCUGCACAACAAGCCACCUGUCUGGAACGAAGACAGUGGCUCCUACACCCUCAACUUCCAAGGCCGAGUCACCCAGGCCUCAGUCAAGAAUUUCCAGAUUGUCCACGCCGAUGACCCCGACUACAUCGUGCUGCAGUUCGGCCGCGUAGCCGAGGACGCCUUCACCCUAGACUACCGGUACCCGCUGUGCGCCCUGCAGGCCUUCGCCAUCGCCCUCUCCAGUUUUGACGGGAAGCUGGCCUGCGAGUGACCCUAGCAGCUCCCCAGCGCCCUCAGAUCCCGCCAGGGUGGGGGAAAGGACUCAGUGGAGGCUUGCAGGGUCCCUUCACCAAAGCGCCCACGGAAGACUCCUCCCACGUAUGGGGCUGACCCCUCACUGUCUCCGGGUGACCUCCAUCCACUCCCCAGCCUGGCACAGGAGGCAGGGGAGGAGCUCAGACGGCGGGUCGGACGGAGAUGAAGAACAUCUGGAGUUGGAGCCGCACAUCUGGUCGCGGCGCUAGCCCGCGCCCCCGCCCCGCGCCCCAGUCACUUCCUGUCCAGGAGCAGUAGUCAGUGUUGUCUUAACCCCCUCUGGGACCGUGCUAGGGCUCCGAGGCGCUGGGGCGGGCUCGGGGCGGGGGGUAGGUGAUGAGGGACGAGGGCCGGGUACCCACAUCCCCAAUAAAGCCGCGUCCGAGGCCCGGCGGAGCGGUGGUUCUUCAGCGCGUGCGGAGAACGAGGCGGCGGGAGGGGUCCGGAGCGCGGGAGAGCGCCGAGGGCGGGCUGGAGGCCUCGCCCCCACCCGCGCCGCCCAGGCCCCGGGCGCUCCCGCGGCCCCUCCCCCGCGCCCAGCGCCGGUCCUACCGAAACUCGGCGGGCGCGCAGUGUCGAGACGCCCCCCAUGGGGCCCCGGGGAGCCGGGCCGAGAGGGAGGGCCCCGGAGGUCCAGGAAGAGGGGGAAAGGGAGAAAUUCGAGAAACAAGCCUCUCGGGGAGAACCAGACAAACCGGGUCCGGGCAGGGCGGGCGCAGCCGCCAGGGCGGGGCCGGGCCUGGGGCCCCGGGAGUGGGGG
Messenger RNA from Ceratotherium simum simum (southern white rhinoceros), 2534 nucleotides. NCBI's taxonomy places the organism in Eukaryota, Metazoa, Chordata, Mammalia, Perissodactyla, Rhinocerotidae. The record is from RefSeq and is a predicted model, not a curated record.